ACCUAACCUGCGAUACUUGCUUGACAGACAUCCUCAAUUAGCCAGACAGAGCGUGCGUUGCCUGGGAGUGUGGGAGCGGUGGGAGGAGUUUCGACGGUUACAGAACAGCAGAGCAGAGGCACUGAUACGAGAGGAUUGGGGGAGUUACAUUGUAGGCUGUUGGAAGAGAUCAUAGAAGUCGAGUAAAGUGAAAGAUAAUGAUGAUUAGUAGCAACAGAAUUAGCAAUAAGGAUGAUGAAGCUGAUGAUGAGAAACAGAGGGAGUGGUCGGAUCUGUGCGAGGACCUCUUGUCUUCCAUACUCUCACGUUUAGCCAUCGGAGACUAUCUUACUUUCAAGUCAGUAUGUAAAUCAUGGGAAGCAGUAACUCUGCCUCCUCUUUCAUCAUCAAUGUCAUUACUUGAUCACUGCCCGCAUGAUAAGGACUCAUACCAUGACCCGUAUCUCCUGUACUUCACCAGCAAAACCGGCUUCUUCAACUUCCACGAUCCAACACGUAAUGCCACUUAUUCACUUAGCAUUCCUCCCUUGUUGGAUGAUGAAAUUGGUGAAGUUGAACUUUUUUACGCAAGUCGUGGCUGGUUGCUUCUUGGUAAAGGUAGGCAGUCGUAUUUUUUCUAUAACCCAUCAACCAAGGUUAAAAUAGACCUCCCUGACACGUUAGAACCGUUGGAGUGGGCAUGUUUUUCUGGAUCACCAACAUCUGCCUGGUGUGUAUAUGGCAUUUAUAGCUGCCAUACAUCUAUCACUUUAAUUGCAACGUUAAAAUUGGGUGAGACACGUUGGUCAAUGUGUUUCCCUCAGAAUGUAGGAAACAAUUUUUUUGGUUCCAAUUGCUCCCCUGUUGUGCGCAAUGGAUUCAUAUAUGUUCUAGGGGAAUCUGGAAAUCUAGGAAAGUUUUGUCUUACCUCCAAGGGGUUGGAGGAACUGUGUGACUGGAAGAUCAUUGGCAAGCAUAAUAAAAACCAGUUUUUAAAAUUUCAAGAUCGGUUUCUCUUGGAGAGUGACGGCAAUUUAAUAUGUGUUGCAACUCUUGAGGGCGGGGAAGUUCGGGUGUUGAGGUUCGAUGAUUAUAAUAACAUUUGGCGGAAGAUAGAGAAUCUGAAUGGGAAAUCAUUUUACGUUUCUCACAGAACAUCCAUAUCACGGAAAACAACCGUUAGCGGGACAGGAAACAAGAUCUUCUUUCCAAGGUUCUACGACGGUAAAGGGUUGUUUUAUUGCCUUGCAUCCAAGAAGUGGCACAACUUUCCCAAGACUUUUUCAAGUGAGAAUUAUUACAACACAAGAGGAAUUGUUCACUGUGUUUGGACUGAACUUCCUCAUCUUUCUAGGUGUAAUGCAUAAUCUGCAUUUAGUUUUUAUUCAUUGAAUUAUUUUGUUCUUUUUAUGUCGUAUUCUUUUAAUUCAAUUAACAUUUGUUCAUGUAAAUUAAUUUUUUCUUUGAAAGGAUAGUCAAAUUAUUACUACACACCCGUAUGGCCGUAUCUAUUUGGUGUUUCCCUGGAUUCCAAACUGUGAGCAGUUUGAUUUCUAAUGAUUUCCAUUUUAAGUUUUUCA
This is a messenger RNA of Cuscuta epithymum, 1559 nucleotides long. Lineage: Eukaryota; Viridiplantae; Streptophyta; Magnoliopsida; Solanales; Convolvulaceae. The record is from the annotation of a GenBank genome assembly.